Angiostrongylus costaricensis is the source of this 666-nucleotide messenger RNA. The record is from the annotation of a GenBank genome assembly. NCBI's taxonomy places the organism in Eukaryota, Metazoa, Nematoda, Chromadorea, Rhabditida, Metastrongylidae.
AUGAAAUAUGAAGACGAGUAUCUCGCUUUUAACAUUAGCAGCUCAACGACUGUCUCUCAGAAUAAUGUCUACUCAAAAUUUCGAACAGAAGCGCGGAGCACUAAACACCAGCAAGGUAGCGAUUCACGAUCACCUCACGCUGGGCAGAAUCCUGCUUAUUCAAUCGUUUCGCCUCUUCGGAAUACAAGUCUGGAUGCGAAGAAGAGCGGAAUCAAUAAAACUUCGGAAGAUUCAGAUCAGAUAAGAAACAGAAGUUAUACGAACACAAAGAAACUUACGCAAGAACUGGUGGCGUUAAUAUGGAAAAAAGUGGUGCUAAAACUCGAGAACUCGUUGUUUAUGGAAGUGAAUUCCGAUUUGGAUGCCCUAUGCCCGAGCGGCGAUGCGGAACCGAGUGCGACGUUGACUGGUCGACCAAUGGAAAGGAUCCGUGUGGAAGGCUGUUUGGAUACAGUAUCUGAUCUGGCUCGGACUGUUCGGAAUCGUGAGCAUCAUCUACCGCGUUGCACUGACCGAGAGGCAACGUCGGGGACUGUGGAAUGCGCGUUGAUUAACAGCUCAACUCACAGAGAACUCGCUGCAAAACAACAAGCCGAUUGCGGAAUACUCACAAAUUGUGAAGUUUGUUUAUACACAGAAAUAAAAAACAAAACAAAUAGUGACUAA